Procambarus clarkii (red swamp crayfish) is the source of this 930-nucleotide messenger RNA. RefSeq names its product protein SON-like. NCBI's taxonomy places the organism in Eukaryota, Metazoa, Arthropoda, Malacostraca, Decapoda, Cambaridae. The record is from RefSeq and is a predicted model, not a curated record.
AUGGGCAUUAUUAGCUGUAGAGAACUGCAUGAGGACACCCUGGCUCCCUCUCAGCUGCAUGAGGACACCCUGGCUCCCUCUCAGCUGUGCGAGGACACCCUGGCUGCCUCUCAGUUGUGCGAGGACACCCUGGCUGCCUCUCAGCUGUGUGAGGACACCCUGGCUCCCUCUCAACUGUGCGAGGACACCCUGGCUGCCUCUCAACUGUGCGAGGACACCCUGGCUCCCUCUCAGCUGUGCGAGGACACCCUGGCUCCCUCUCAGCUGUGCGAGGACACCCUGGCUCCCUCUCAACUGUGCGAAGACACCCUGGCUCCCUCUCAGCUGUGUGAGGACACCCUGGCUGCCUCUCAGCUGUGUGAGGACACCCUGGCUGCCUCUCAGCUGUGUGAGGACACCCUGGCUGCCUCUCAGCUGCACGAGGACACCCUGGCUGCCUCUCAGCUGCACGAGGACACCCUGGCUGCCUCUCAGCUGCAAGAGGACACCCUGGCUGCCUCUCAGCUGCAAGAGGACACCCUGGCUGCCUCUCAGCUGCAAGAGGACACCCUGGCUGCCUCUCAGCUGCACGAAGACACCCUGGCUGCCUCUCAGCUGCACGAGGACACCCUGGCUGCCUCUCAGCUGUGCGAGGACACCCUGGCUGCCUCUCAGCUGUGCGAGGACACCCUGGCUGCCUCUCAGCUGUGCGAGGACACCCUGGCUGCCUCUCAGCUGUGCGAGGACACCCUGGCUGCCUCUCAGCUGUGCGAGGACACCCUGGCUGCCUCUCAGCUGUGCGAGGACACCCUGGCUGCCUCUCAGCUGUGUGAGGACACCCUGGCUGCCUCUCAGCUGUGCGAGGACACCCUGGCUGCCUCACAACUGUGCGAGGACACCCUGGCUGCCUCUCAGCUGUGUGAGGACAACUUGACACACUCAGCUGCGUGA